Molecule: messenger RNA, 2588 nt
Organism: Biomphalaria glabrata
Lineage: Eukaryota; Metazoa; Mollusca; Gastropoda; Planorbidae
Exons: 19
Coding region: 175-2298 (707 amino acids)
Source: RefSeq, a predicted model, not a curated record
UUUGUGUUUCAAAACAAAAUCUUACCCACAAUCUAUGAUUGCACAUUAUUAUAGACGUACAUAGUGCUACAGAGUAUAUCAAACUUACAACAUCCCCCAAAUAGAAUAAAUACCAUUCAAAAGAUUUUCCAAAUGCUAUAACUGGACAGAACGGUUACUUUUCAUGUUGGCUUUAUGGCAAUGCAAAAGAAAGUGCUAGGAACGAAGUUUCACUUGUGUGCCAAACUUAUCAUCUUGUGUCGAAGGCUUUGCUAUCAGAGUCAAAACAAUUUAGCUAAAUCACGCCAUCAGUACGAGUCAGUUCUGCAAGUUAUUGAUGACUAUGAGACGAAAUUGAAUUGGGAUGGCCUCACUUUCACGCCAGACUAUUUUAAAGCCAAAAAGAAGGAUUGCCUCGGCCUUGCAGCCAAAUCUAUUCUGAGACAAGCUCCUGAACUUCGAAAGAAAGAAGAGAUCGAAAAGCUUCUAAUAGCUCUACGAAACAUUCCUGCUUUUGCUGAAUAUCCAAUUAAGAUGCAAAACGAUGUGUGUAAAGUUGGCCUCUAUCUAGAAUACGAAGAAAAACGAGUUAUUAUCCGUGAGGGUCACAGAGCACAUUAUUUCUAUAUCAUUCUCUCUGGUACAGUUGUUGUGACUGUGUUUGACGAAAGUACUGGCAGUAGCAGCACCCUCGUGACACUUGAAAGGGGAAUGUCUUUCGGUGAACUUGGACUUAUAACCCAUUCCAAGAGACAGGCCAGUGUUGUUUGUAAGACUGGUGUGGAGGUACUUAGUAUAACCUACUCAGAAUAUCAAAAAAUCUUUAUGUCAGGGGGGAUUGUGAAGCUAGACAAUGACGAGCACUUUGAGUUUCUCAGGAGUCUGCAGUUCCUAAGACAUUGGCCAGUAGAGAAACUCAAAGAGAAUCCAACAGCCAGUUGUAUUUACUACUUCCAUCGUAAUACUGUGCUCGUUCGUGACAGCAACAACUCGGACUGGAUCUAUGUUGUACUUAAGGGGAGCUUAUCUGUGUUAAAGAAAUUGAAAAAUUUCACCAAUAAAUCAGAAAAAGAUCAAAGAACUCCUAGGACUAAAGGUGAUCAAGACGUCCAGAUCGAUGAGAAAUUGGCAGCUAAAUACACAGAGAAUAGUUUCGCUGAACGGAAAAGAAGACCUGGUCAGUGGAAACUUCAAUCACUGGACCUGCCAGUUGUACCUGAGGAACAAUUUAAAUCUCCGGUAGAAUUGGAAUCAAAAUUGAGCCAGACUCUACCUGGAUAUGUGAAUUAUAAAGACAGAUUAUUGUCACUGGAUUACGAGAAGAUAAUCAAAAGUUACCAGUCAAGACUAUUAACCAAAGGGACACAACAAGCAAAUUUUUGGAAGCAAGAUUCAGCAAAAAAGUGGCUCAAACAGAAGAAAAACAAUUUAUCAAAGUUACCUCAAAAACAUGCAAACGUCUCAGAAAGUGAUAAAAUAAGAACUUCAGGGCUUGAGAGAGUUACUUUUCCAGACAUUGAGGUAACUAAUAAAGUCGUGAAGUACCAGAAGACAGAAAGUAAUGAUGAUAGGUACAUUGAUACUGGCACGGAUUGUUUAGAGACAAAUAAACAAGAAACUCAAAAUGUAGAUAACAAUGAACUGGUGGAGAACACAUUGACUGAUAAUGAACAAGAAAACAAGAAAAUGAAAAAGAUUGGCAUAAUGAAAAGUUUAAAGGGAGCCUAUCUAGCACCAAGCAGGGACAGCAGGCCUGAAGCUAAAGAAGAAGAGACCUUUACCAGUGAUGAGGCGUUGCCAGACAUCAUCAGUGAUGAAAAAGAGCCAGAAAAAGAGCUAACUUUAAGCCAGAAAUUAGCCAACCUUCAAAUGAGGUACCAGCUGGCUGCAAUUGGACGGGAAGGCCGAAGAACGAUAGCUGAAGAAUUAGACCAAAAAGGCCGACGGGAUUACAAAGUCACUGAAGCUGACCUUGACCCAAUGUUCAUACAAUUGCAAGUUUUAGAACGGGGACAAUACUUCGGAGUUGUCCAGCUGGUCUUUCAAGAUGAACCAAGUCUCUCUGUGGUCAGCAACGGUGCAGAGUGCCUGGUCAUAUCCAAAAAACUUUUCAGAACCUGGGCGUCUGAAAAAUGCUGGAGACAUUUGAGGCAGACGGAAUGUCCAUAUCCAACUGAUGAGGAGCUAAAGAGAAAGCUUGUGGACGUCCUCCAGUGGCAGAGGACCAGCUCCUCCAUCUAUAAUGAAAUACAAGCCGGGGUGCUCCUUAAAAAAUCUAGGCAGAAGCAUCUCCUCCCUGACUACCUUGGACAGAAAUGAUUUAGAACGAAAAUUGCCGCUUGGUUUUUCUUCACUUUCAUGCCAUCAGCCGGCUAAACAAUACAUCACGCCGGCAACACUUUCGUCCAGCAUUGAUCUACUUUGUAAAGAUAGAAGUUGGAUUGUAAAGUUCUCUUCCAUUUCAGAACAUUGUCACCAGAUUGAAGUAAAUGGAUGAUGCAAAAUUAUGUCUGUCUUUUUUUUUUUUUAUGACGAUGGUGUUGUGACUUUACAUAAUGAUCUAGUUCUAGUUUCUUUUCUGAAGAAAUUAAAUUCUUUAUAGUACGCUC